AUGCGCCUGAAUCUCAUCGCUACAUUCAUUACUGCAUUAGCUGCCUCUGCUGUAGCUGACUUUAAAUUCAUAAAACCUAAUUCUCAGUUCUAUGUUGUCGCUAAUGCUACCACCACUGUCACAUGGGAUUAUUCUGGUGAUGUCCCGCAAGCCAUCAGCAUCCGUCUAUCGAACAAAACUCCCAGCAACUCGACAUUUGUUGGCGAGCAAGGUAUAGUCGCGUCUGUCCCAGUUAGCAACAAACAAUAUGAUUGGGCUGUACCAAUAACACCAAUCGGGGAUAAUUGGGUGCUCAAAGCAUAUCCGGUAGUUGCGGCUGCCAAUUCAACUGCGCCGCCAGAGCCACUAGACGAGAGUGACGAGUUUAGUAUUAAACCCGUCGUGGCGACAAUAAUAAGAGUUCAGGUGCUAGUGAAAGUGUAG
This is a messenger RNA of Paraglomus brasilianum, 423 nucleotides long. NCBI's taxonomy places the organism in Eukaryota, Fungi, Glomeromycota, Glomeromycetes, Paraglomerales, Paraglomeraceae. The record is from the annotation of a GenBank genome assembly.